AGGCCAUAUUUAUGUUUGUGUAAGCGCCACUCAUGAACAGUCUUCCAGAGGCAACGUGCCAAAUAUACAACCAGUCGACAAGACAUGUACCCACACAUAUGGACCUCCCUCUCUCACUUGCCUGCAUCCCACCCCUCCCACCUCUCUCUGACCUCCUUCUGUCCUUUCUUCACUGCCUCAACACGAUCUGACACACCAGACGGCCCCUUGGAGUCCUCUCCAGUUCCCACAAGGAACCUCUCUGAAUACUCUUGCAGUGACGGCGGCGCGUUCUCUCUUUCCCGUGGUGCACCCGACAGGUUCUCGUCUUCGAUGACCAUCACCCACUGUCUCGGCUUGCGUGACGGGGAGCGGGGCGGCUGCAGUGUGCUCACAACUUUCUCAAACUCAACAAUCGACUGCAUCUGCCUCAGCGAUGGGUCAGAGGCAGGGAGACACCCAAGCUGACCAAUCACCAGCAGCAGCGUCCCGAACGUGACUGCGAUAUGCUGAUCACCAGCCGCGUCGAGUGCCGAGAGUGCGUCGGGGAGACGGCUGUGGAGGGCACGGCUCGUCUCCUCGCAUGACGACAGGAGUAUCUUGAGCAGCGGGGUGGUCUUGACGUUGCUGGUCGACGGCAGCGGCUGGCAGUGGAGGACCAGAGGGGAGUCCUCUGCAGGGAUGAUGAUCGAGCACGAGAGGGUUUGUUGAGAAGAGGAAGGCUGCGUGCGGAUGAAGUAUCGCAGCUGCUCGCGGCGAUGGCGCCACAUCUGCACGGAGACACAACUCUCACAUCCACAUAUACUUUCGUGGUGGGCUGGCUGUAGUACCUUGAAUGCGAUGUCCCAUGGAAUGACUGUCAUGUAUGUUUCCGUCCCUCCUCCAUUGGUACUUUCCGUCUGCUCCACCCUCACAAUCACAGCCACCCAGCUGAACUCCCCAGGCAGACCGCUGGCUCGUCUCUUCGGUGGGAAGCUCGUCCGUGCGGCAAGGCGGUCAACAAGGGCUUGCCACUGGUCCACACGUUCAUUUGGGCGGCCGCCUUGGCCGGCUUCAGUAAAACCGCAUAUGGUCAGGGACGCGGUGGGAGCUGCUGAUUGUUUCUCUUCCUCUCCGGGUGAUGGUUCGAAUUGGUCAGACACGAUGUGGCAGACGACCGUUGGGGCAAAAGGCAGCUUGCCCCACUCCCUUCUGAGCUCUCCUUUCCGUUUCUCGUCCUCAUUUGUCUGUUGCGUGUCCUUCUCUUGUUCGGCCCCACUUGCGGUUUCCUGCUCCUCUUCCUUCUUCGACUCUUCAGCCGGCUUCAUUUCUUCGUCUGCAUGUGCUUCCGCUACCGAUGCUGUACGUGCCUUCUCGAAGCUCUGCCGCAGGCUCUUCGCCGCCUCGGUGAAGGCUGCCGCGACGAUGUCGCGGACAACAGAGGCGGCCUCCCCAGUGUCGUCGUCAAUGGCUGCCUCGGCGUUCGCUCGUGCUUGAUGGAGCAGAUCCGAAGACAGCUUCUCCUGUGCCAUGGCCUUCCGAGCCCGAUAGCCCCUCCAGUGCUUCUGGAUCAUGAUGGCCGCCAGCCGCCUCCUCCUCUUUUUGUCUCUCUUCUGUCUCCUUCUCUUCAGCUCCUUCACGUCAUCGCGGACCAUCUUGCCUCGCCACGCCGCUUGCAACUUGGUGGCCGCAUCUCUCAUCCUAGCUGCUGAAGGGAAUGCGGCGGCCUUGCAGAAAAGGGUCGGGGGCAGCUCCUCUGGCUUCUCGGCGGCUGCCUCUUCAUGGACAGGGGCUGGCUCGGAUGGUGCUGGCGCGGCCUUUGCUUUCGCUUUUUUCUUGAGGGAAGACUUUGGCUGCGGUAGAUGUUCGGACUCCUCCGUGGCUGACUCUUCUUUUGGUGCGACCUCGGGCUCCUCCUUUCGCUUGAGAGCAGGCUUUGCGGGCGAUGGCUUGUGUACAGGGGCGGGGACAGGUGCUUCAGUGCUCUCAGGCGGCUCGUGAGGGGCCGUUGGGGCGGGUUUUCCUGGUUCUCCUUCAACUGACUCCUUUGACGACUGUUUGAGGCAGGGCUUGGGUGGUGGCUGCUGUCGGUGUGGCUUGGACAGUAUAGCACCAAUGGUGCUCUCGGCCAAGUCGUCGAUCUUUUUCCGUGCGGCCCUGAUCACUGCCGGCUCAUCUGAGGGAGAGGAACAUGCGCGAAUUGAGGCUUCAAAGGCACACGAAUCUGUGUCGCUAACCCAGCUUCUCUUGUCCGCGCUUCUUCAUCCCUCCCUUCUUCUUUUUGGGUUUCGGCUGUUGAUGUUGUUUUUUCUCGAUCGACACGCGCCUCACCCUGUGCCCCCUCCAUAUGGCCUGCACGGAGACCGCAGCUUCGUUCUCCCUUUCGCGUCGCGCCCUCAUCUCUUCUCUCUUCUGUGCGCUCAACUUGCGGUCUCGCCGCCCCCGCACAUGCGCUUGAACCCGGCUGGCUGCCAGUUCUUGUCUCUCCCUCUCCCUGGACUCCCUCUCCUGCUGCUCCUGCUGCUCCUUCUGCCUUCUGAGCUCGUCAGAUGUCAUUCGGGCGGCCCUGGCCCGCCAACUGGCCUGCACCUUGGUUGCCGCACGGGCCAGCUCGGCGUCGCUCUGAUCGAUCGGAGAAGACACGGCCUCUUCUGGUGGCUUCUCCUGCUGUGCCAAGAUGACAGGCUCUUGUUCGCGCCGCUCUGGCUGUGAGAUCUGUGUCUCGCCCAUCUUGAGGUAAGUCUUUUCCUUGUGAAAGAACUGCUCGACCUGAGUCAUCUGCGGAGGUCGCUCCGCCACGCUGGCCGCCUUGGGCAGGGUUUUGUGACGAGAAAGGGACUUCCUCUUCUCUGUCGUUUGUGAUGUGGGUGAGAGGCUGUGCAGGAAGUCAUCGAUGAUCCUCUCAUGCUCGAUCGGCAGAGACAUGCGCAAUGCCCGCGGCCUCUUGUGCUGUCUCUUCUUGCGCGUUGCCUUCUGCGGCGGGGUGCUCUCCUCUGGUGGUCUCUUGCCCUGCGACUGCCGCAGGAGGCCCCGUAAGCCCACGCCGGGUGCAUCGCUUGGACGCUUAGGCGGUCCCGGAGUGCUUCGGGGUCGCACUUGGGUGGGCGGCUGAGAGACAGAGAAAGGUCCUCCGGCGAAUGCAAGUCGAAACUCCACUUUGUCGGGCCGCGUCCUGACUUGGAUCUGGGCACCAGGGAUGACAGGCAGAGAAGACCCUUGUGCUGCUGUCUCAGCACGAUGUUCCCGAUCGUCUCUGGGUGGCGAUGUCGCUCUGGACUGCACCAGAGGAGUGGAAAACUCAUACACGACUGUGUCUCCCUCCAUGUGAGACGAGGCCGUGAGACCUCCCUGGACUGUCUCUUGCGCCGGUGUCCUGUCCGGUCGUGAUGGGGCUUGUGGUGCGGUCGGAUAGGAGCCGAAUGCGGCUUGAGCCGACAGAGGUCGACCACGUCUUUGCGACGAUCCUCUGGCGGAUGGCUGAGCUGACUGCGGCCUGAGAGACGCGUUUGAGUAUGGUGCGGCGGCGUCGUGGCGGUUGUGUGCUUCGAAGAGAGGAAGUGGCACGCUGGCGGCUUCUUGAGGGCUCCAAUGGGACUGGCCGAGCCCAGAGAGGACGAUCUGGGGUUUGUUAGCUGCCAAGGGCGUCUCGCGCUCAUCUGUCUCAGCUGGAUAGGCGUUGUCCAUUGCCGACAUUGCUCUCUCUGGCAGGUGGAAGAGACUCGCUGUUGAGCUUUUCGGUGAGUGUGGCAGGGCGACAGGCGCUUUGGGCGUCCACCCCUCUGCCGGCUGCUCUGUUUCUGCAGUCAUCGGCCGGGUGUUGUCAAUGAGAGGUGCCAGCAGGACCGUCGCAGGCGGAAGGGGUGACUCGGUAGAUGGUGUCUCCUCGGAGUGGGGCAGGGGCGUGACAUGGGCAGACUCACCACCAAACUCUCGUUGAUUGUCGCUCUCAGGGAGUCUUGACGCAUCCUGCUAAGAAAGGAAAGGAUACGAUCACACGAACGAUUAGACAUGAGAGCGUCCAGAUCUUGCUCACCUUCGUGUGAGGUGCCUCGAGUAGUUCUUGCACCGCUUUAGCCGCUCGCAACGGCUGUCUCGGUGCAUUGGUGGGUUUGUGCUGCCAAGCGGUGGGUGGGUAGGUAGAAGACAAGGCUGCAGCUUCUUCGGUCUGCUCUCCAUCGUCAAUGUGUCCCUGCUCGUCUGCCUCCAUAUGAAGUUGCAUCGACGGACUGGUGGCAAGCAGAAUGUUGAGCAGCUUCGACAGUUCGUGACUGCCGAUGCGUGAGACUCUCUGCUUAGCUUUUGGCACCGUCUUGGGACGGGUGACCUUCGAUGACUGCAGCAGCGGUGGACGAUCGAGAGAUGACUGUGCACACACACACACGUACGCAUGUACAGACACGCAAACAUUGACUUUGCUUGUUUUUCUGUCAAAGGGCAAGCACGCACCACUUGCAGCUCUCUGAAUGCUCGUUGGAGAGCCAUGACGAUUUUGAGGCAGCUUUCGUCACAGCCGUCGACUGCUUCAUGUGCCUGGUUGAGUAUGUCUUGGCAAAGAGCGACAUUGCGGCGCGACGCAGCGACGGCAAAGCGGAUGGAAUAUGCACGGAGAAGAGACAAUUUCUGAAGGGACGCCAUUAAUUAGAAAGAAUGCGUAUGUUUCUUUUUGCUUGUCUCCUUUUCUUGCCUUGAGAUUUCUCAUUGCGAAGAGGUCCUUUGUUCGUUGCCGUUUCGCCUCAUUGCCAAUGCGGAACAGCUUGUCGUCUAUCAGGCGAAUCUGACCGAAAAGGGGACACGUGUGAGAUUAUCCAGCUGCAAGUGCUAUAUCCUUUGCCCCCCACAAACCUGGUGCAGCAGCACUUCAAUCGCCUGUGCAGCACAAUAGUCGGCUGCCUCGGGCCUGAGAGACACACACUCACGCACUCCUACACAAAGCUAUGUGUGAUGGUGUCUGUUGUGUCAGUUACCUCUGGAGGUGUGCGUGUAUGUCUGCCACCGCGAGAUGCACCCGCUCUGGAUGCAUGGUGAAGCCCUUCCUGCCAGAGUGCCGCAUCGACCGCUGCUCCCUGUCGCACGCUUGGAAGCACACCAAAGCGUCCUCAUAGAAUCCGUACCUGUACACACACAGACAGAGAAGAAAAACGUUCACUUGCUCCCUUUGUGCGGUGUAGGAGUGAGUACCGUCUGUAUGUCUCUGCCAAUCUCGCCAGGCACACGAACCGCAGGUGUGCUGCAUCGUCGGCCACACUCAUGCCCUUCCUCGUCCUCUCUUGGCUCGAUCCGCGUGACGGCCGGUGAGAAAUGACGCGUGUCCUUGUCCUGGGAGGGCUCUUGGUGCUGCGAGGACGCCUGAAACACGAGGGGCACGGAAUGACAAAACACCGUCACAGCUGGAUGUCUCUUCACGGGUACGGGUAUGCGUUCUUGUAGGGCGAGUCUCGCAGAUUUUGAUGCAGCCGUGGGAGGGACGGCGAAUGGCGGGUGGUCGCGGUUGUCGGUGUCUGUGGCAGCAGCUGACACAGCUGACACGCACGACCAAGACAAAGAAGGGCCCGGUCCACGUCAGCUGACCACAUCAGAAAUGCAACCAUGUGUCAAGUCAGCUCUGAAUCCACCCCGUACACGAGAACGUACCAUUCUUCUGUGCGUCAGCCGACAGCUGUUCCCAUAUCUUGGCACCCUGGAGAACGAGCGCUUCCUCCGCUCCGCUCAGUGCAAGGGAGACUUCCUCUCCAUCUCCCUUUUGUUUCUCCCCCUGCUUGUGCCUUCUGCAUAGCAGAUUAUGCCUGUGCAUGUGUUUCUGGGACGUUUUCCUGCUCACCCCUCUUCCUUGCGGGAGUCUUUGUCCCUCCUGUGAUCUGCAUCUCUCCUCUGCCAAUCCCACAGGCGCUGCUGCGCAUAAGUCCACGCCUCAUCGCCAGCACGCUCCAGCGACUCAACAGACUUCCGCUUCCGCAGAUGGUUCACGAAGCUGAUGCCAUCAAGAACGAGGGAAUGGGAUGAAUGAGUACUAGGGGAACACACGAAAGAGUCUCAGAAUAAAUGGGUCACCUGAGCACUUCCUCUGGGGUUCUCUCCGACGAAAAGAGUGCUGACACAGGGCGCUCGAGCGUCGUGUCCAUCGUGCAGACUGCGUUGAAC
Vitrella brassicaformis is the source of this 6096-nucleotide messenger RNA. The record is from the annotation of a GenBank genome assembly. Lineage: Eukaryota; Vitrellaceae.